AUGGGCGCGCUCUUUACGAAGAACGAGUUUCCCGUCGAAGGCCGAACCGUGCUCAUCACUGGUGGUUCGAAAGGUCUCGGGCUCGCAGCAGCGCAGCAGCUAGCGGCCAAAGGAGCCAACCUGGUCAUUGUGGCACGUGGCCAAGAAAGCUUAGCUACUGCCCUUAAGAGCAUCACCGAAAGCGCCCGCAACCCAGAAACUCAACGUUUCCACUCCAUUCAAGCAAGUGUAACAACCGCGGAAGCAUGCUCGCGCGUUAUCACAGAAGCAACAGAGUGGAAUGAUGGCCAGCCUCCCGACAUUGUCUGGUGCUGCAGCGGAAGCGCACAUCCCACGCUCUUCGCCGACACGCCAGUUGAGCAGUUCCAGACCAUGAUGGACAGCAACUACUUCUCGUGCGUGUACAUGGCACACGCUACUCUGAACGCAUGGCUGCGACCUACAACCAAACCUGCGAGCAAUGUGGAAACAGACGCAAAGAACGCACCAAUGCCAGCACGCCAUAUCAUCUUCACAGGUUCCUUUGUGUCCUUCUACUCGUUCGCUGGCUUCACCCCAUACGCACCUAGCAAAGCAGCCAUCCGUUCUCUGUCAGAUUCGCUCUCUCAAGAGAUGAACCUCUACGCGACAUCGCGCCCGGAAUUACCACGGAUGCGCAUCCAUACAGUGUUUCCUGCGACUAUGCAUACGCAGUCCUGCGCUGACGAAGAUGCCGUGAAGUCCGAUCUAACCAAGUCGCUCGAGGAGGGCGAUCAAAUUCUGGAGCCGGAAGAAUGUGCACGGAGAGCUAUCAGUGGGUUGGAAGGUGGCGAGGAGCUGGUGGCUACGAGCUUGAUCAUCAGAGCGGUGAUGGCGAGUGUAUUGGGAGGUGCUGUUAGAGGAGGAUUCUGGAGAGGGCUGGCGAAUACGGUGCUAGGGUGGAUUACUGCGGUGGUAAUGGUGUUCAUCCGGUGGGAGAUGGAUACCAAAGUGAGGAAAUGGGGAAGGGAACAUGGUUCAAGCGGAUAUCGGAAGAAGGAAUGA
Molecule: messenger RNA, 1023 nt
Organism: Didymosphaeria variabile
Lineage: Eukaryota; Fungi; Ascomycota; Dothideomycetes; Pleosporales; Didymosphaeriaceae
Exons: 3
Coding region: 1-1023 (340 amino acids)
Biological process (GO): sphingolipid biosynthetic process
Cellular component (GO): endoplasmic reticulum membrane
Molecular function (GO): 3-dehydrosphinganine reductase activity
Source: RefSeq, a predicted model, not a curated record